Olea europaea var. sylvestris is the source of this 2535-nucleotide messenger RNA. RefSeq names its product protein FAR1-RELATED SEQUENCE 5-like. Gene Ontology annotation, biological process: regulation of DNA-templated transcription. The transcript is spliced from 8 exons. The record is from RefSeq and is a predicted model, not a curated record. NCBI's taxonomy places the organism in Eukaryota, Viridiplantae, Streptophyta, Magnoliopsida, Lamiales, Oleaceae. Bases 1 to 2535 code for a protein of 844 amino acids.
AUGGGUAAAUCCGCCGCUGCUUGGGAGCUCCGUGAAGGGAACCCGCAGCUGCUACUGGCGGAGCCCCGACCACUCUUAGAGCGGAGGCCCGACUACCAGUGCGCACUAGGUAAACCUAGGGGCUGGCACAAGACCCGCAACCACACCAGCCGGUUAAAUCUUCUCCAAGGAGAAGGCGGAUGUCUCAAGCGUGGGUUGAACCCUCGUCGAAGCCAACCCAGUUUCCCAGGCCAUGCCUUUUUGCCAACUCGGCCACACGCUCUUGACAAAAGUUGUUUACGUAGCCGGGCCCAGCACAAGUCACACCAUUUUCCAUACUGUCCCCACAUAGACAUGGGCGGCCACAAUACGGACGAAACUUGGAUCAUGAAGACACCCUCUACGUCCGCCAGUUAUUAUAUGCAUUCAUACUUGUCCCCACCAACUCAAAUAUCAAUCAAGAAUUAUGCUGGUUGUACAGCACCCGUUCACAGCUUCUUUCACACCAAUUCGAAUUUGCUGACAUGGCUGCUGAGAGGCGGGAAGGAGACUCGGGUCACAGGAUACAUAUAUUCCCCAACUAUUAGCAAUUUUCCCCAAAUCCGUUUCCUGCAAAAUUCUGACCCUCACGAGCAAACCCUUAACAUUCAUCUGUCCGACCCACCUCCGACGACUGGGUUCUUUUCAGUUCAGUUUUUUUACUUGGUAGCCAUGACAUGCACUGACCCAACCCCAGACGCCGAACAAUUUAACGAGAAAGGGAAAGAAAUAGUGGACGUAUUGGAUGACGAAGUAGUUGUCGAAUCCAAUGAUGAGAAGUUGACGGACAAUGUAAUCAUAUUGGAAAAUGAUAAUGUAGGAGGGGAUGUUACAGUUAUGCCGGAGGUGGGUAUGAAAUUCAAUGACCAAGAAGAAUUGUUUGAAUUUUACAAGAAGUAUGCAUACGAAGUAGGCUUUCCGGUAAGGAGAAGAAAUUCUAGAAAGGGUGAAAAUGGUGUAGUGACAUACAUUACGUUGACAUGUAGUCGUGAGGGACAACGACGCAACAAAAGCGAAGGUUCUUUGAAGCCGCAACCAACAAUGCAGACAGGUUGCAAAGCGAGGAUAACCGCUUCUUCAGAUAUUCGUGGAAUAUGGAAAAUCUGCACGGUUGAUCUCGAACAUAAUCAUAAAACAAGUCCGUCGAAAUCCAGAUUGUAUCGAUGUAACAGAGAAUUAAGUACACAUGUGAAACGAAAACUAGAAGUGAAUGAUAUAGCUGGAAUACCUUUACAUAAGAGUUUUAACUCUGCAGUGGUUGAAGCCGGGGGGUAUGAGAAUCUGCCUUGCAUUGAAAGGGAUUGCCGAAAUUAUGUAGAAAAAGUGAGGCGAUUAAGACUAGGUGAAGGAGAUGCCGCAGCAAUACAAUCUUACUUUUCGGAGAUGCAAGCACGUUCCUUUGGGUUUUAUUUCGCAAUGGAUUUAGAUGACGAGUCUCGGCUUAAGAAUUUGUUCUGGGCAGAUAAUAGGUCUAGGCAAGCGUAUAAGGAAUUCGGUGAUGUGGUGACAUUUGAUACCACUUACUUGACAAAUAAAUACGAUAUGCCUUUUGCCCCUUUGUUGGAAACUUGGAUGUUGUGCAUGCAUGGUCAAGCUCCUAAUGGAAUUAUAACUGAUCAAGAUAGGGCUAUGCAGAAUGCAAUUCAAAUAGUGUUUCCGAAUACGAGACAUAGAUGGUGUUUGUGGCACAUAUUAAAAAAAUUGCCAGAAAAAUUUGGAUAUCACAAGGAUAAGAGCUCCAUUUUUUCAUGUAUGCACGGACUAGUAUAUGACUCCCAGUUUGUUGAAGAGUUUGAGGAAGGUUGGGAAUUGAUGAUUAUGCACUAUAACUUAUACGACAAUGAAUGGUUGUCCGGGUUGUAUGAGAAUCGUCGUCGAUGGGUGCCAUGCUAUUUGAAAACAACUUUCUGGGCAGGGAUGUCAACUACUCAACGUAGUGAAAGUGUAAAUGCAAUCUUCGAUGGGUAUGUGCAUGUGAAGACAUCAUUGAAGCAGUUCGUAGAACAAUACGAACGAGCACUGCGAAGCAAGGUUGAGAAGGAGUUCCAUGCAGAUUUCAAGUCUUAUUCAAAAAUGGUGCCGUGCGCAUCGAGAUACGAAAUGGAAAAGCAAUUUCAAGCAGUGUAUACCAUAUCUAAAUUUCACGAAUUUCAGGAUGAGAUAACCGGAAAGAUGUACUGCGAUGUCCUAACUAUAUCUGACGGAUGUUCGGGGAGGACGUAUGAGGUUGAGGAGGACGUCAUUUACGAGAAGAAGGACAUGAAGAAAAAAUUCACGAUACAUGCCAUAUCAGUUUUGAUGCGUAAUGGCAUCACAUCACUACCGGAUAGGUACAUAUUAAAGAGAUGGAGGAGAGAUGUUUGUAGAGCUCACACGAGGGUUGCGGUGAAUUACGACGGUUUGGUUAGCACUCCUGACCAGUUGAGGUAUGAUAGAAUGUGUGAAGAGUUUGCUACAUUAGCAAAUAUAGCCGCGGAGAAUGAGGAUCAAUUUCGUGAGAUUGUGGAAUGGAUUUGA